GGACAGACUCCGAGGAUCACAGAUGGACUGGCUCACACCUGAGAUGUGAAGUGUGUUAUGUGAGCCAAGGUGUUUUCCCACCUCGCUGGUGGUGGGGAGAGAUGCUGCACUCCGUUGCCAUGACAGCAGAAGUUCUCUUUGUUCUGGGGUUUCUGAUUAGCGGAGCUCAGUGCAACCCUAUAGCGACCUUACCAGCCAGCCGAGAACGACUGGAAAGAGUGUUGACCCAAGCCAGGGAGGACAAACACCAGGACAAGCAGGCCCCUGAGGAGCCGCUGGGAUACAGCGCUCAAAUCAAUGCUGUGGGCCCCAACAGGACUGCUGUGAGCAGCGCCAGGACGGACCUGGGCUCCCAGACACAAGGAUCUAAGGGCGGGAAGCCCCAGGAGCUGUGGACGGUACAGGACAGCCCGAACCAAAUAGACGAGGGCCCCACUAGUGACGUCACCCUCUCCCUGGACGCCAUUGACGAGUACGCCUACCCAGACUACAGGGGGAAAGGCUGCAUGGACGAGAGCGGCUUUGUGUUCGCCAUUGGUGAGCAGUUCACCCCGGGCCCUUCCACUUGCCCGUGCCUCUGCACAGACGAGGGCCCCAUGUGCACCAAGCCAGAAUGUCCCAAGGUUCACCCUCGCUGCAUUAAAGUGGACACUAGCCAAUGCUGCCCCAUGUGCAAGGAGAAGAAGAACUACUGCGAGUUCCGGGGCAAGAUCUACGCCUCGCUGGGGGAGUUUAAGGUGUCUCCAUGCGAGAAGUGCCGAUGUGAGCCAAGUGGGGAGGUGCUGUGCUCCGUGGCCGCCUGCCCCCAGACCGAGUGCGUGGACCCCGAGUACGAGCCGGAUCAGUGCUGCCCCAUCUGCAAGACCGGGCCAAAUUGCUACGCGGACACAGCAGUAAUACCGGCCGGCCGAGAGGUGAAGAUUGAUGAGUGUACAAUCUGCUACUGCACAUACGAGGAGGGCACUUGGCAGAUUGAGCGUCAGGCCACCUGCAGUAAGAACGAGUGCCAGCGGAGCUAAAGACUGGCACGGUCAGAGGGGACAUUGGUACGAAACACCAGCACCAAUCCGCAUGUGAACUCUCGGCCUUUCACGCUGUCUACCGGACAUCAGGGUCGAACGGCAGCCCUCGAGAUUUCAGCAUUUAUAGUCACUCCUGUAUUACUGAAAAGAAAAAAAAAGAAGCUUUUAUGAAAGUUUAUAAUCCACACAAAGAAUAUCUAUUUAUCUAUGUAUUAAACUAUUUAUGAAUAUCCACAAAUAUAGGAGUCAUUAAUGCUGAAGUAGUGAACGACUAUUUUUUAUAGCCUCUGUAUUUUAUUAAGCAAUGUAUUGGACCAGAGGUCAAUAAAACAGAAUGUAUAGAACACACACAGCUGUCUUUGACAUGUGGUGUCAGCCGACAAAUCCUGACACCCGCCCCUCUACCACCAAAGUGCAGACUAGACUAUGUGCGAUCCAUUUUGCUGUGUAGGACUAUCAAGUGCAGAGUAGAAAACAAAGACAACGAGGAAAACAGAAGGAAAUGUUAGAGGACUUUUGACUGUUUCCUGAUUUCUUUUAACUUUUUUUGGAUGUUAAAAACGUGUUUUGAUUUCAAAGUGCUUUUUUGUAUAUUUCUCUUGGUACCGUGUGUUCAUGUUUAAAAUAA
This is a messenger RNA of Anoplopoma fimbria (sablefish), 1650 nucleotides long. RefSeq names its product von Willebrand factor C domain containing 2 (gene vwc2). Gene Ontology annotation, biological process: negative regulation of BMP signaling pathway. The record is from RefSeq and is a predicted model, not a curated record. NCBI's taxonomy places the organism in Eukaryota, Metazoa, Chordata, Actinopteri, Perciformes, Anoplopomatidae. Gene Ontology annotation, cellular component: AMPA glutamate receptor complex. Bases 102 to 1019 code for a protein of 305 amino acids. Gene Ontology annotation, molecular function: protein binding. The transcript has 4 exons.